ACUUGUGCAUGUUUUCCUUAUAAAUACCAACAAAUUAGGUUUGAUGAACAAUUACUCGUUAAUUAAGAGAUAAGGUUAGCUAGUAUCUAGCUAUUGAUAGAUUAAUUAGAUAAAAUGAGAUACGAGUUUAUAAGCGAGUUAGAGGUAGAUGCUUGUGCAGAUGAUGUUUGGGCAAUCUAUAGCUCCCCUAACUUUCCUACUUUAGCCCUUCAAUUUCUUCAAAAUAUCCUUAAAAGCAAGGAUAUCGUAGAAGGUGAUGGCUAUACGGUUGGUACUAUUAUGCGUCUUGAGCUUCUUCCAGGAUAUGGCUUACCUCCGUUUAAAGAGAAGAUUCUGACUGUCGAUCACAAAAAGCGUCUGAAGGAGUUACAAACAAUUGAAGGUGGAUACUUGGAAAUGGGAUGCACAUUCUCUAAGACAAGCUUCGAGAUACUAGUAAAGGAUAGAAGUUCAUGCGUCAUCAAGGUAGUCACUAAGUACGAAAUCAAUGACGACUUAGCAACUAGUGUUUAUGGUCAUCUUCAUACCUACUUUGAUGGAUGUGUUACCCUAGCUCGAGGGGUUUCAAAACAUGUCACAGAGAAAAACGCAAGAGCAGCUAAUUAAAUUGGCUGCAAGCCUGCAACUUUGAAUAAGUAUGAUUUUCCCUGUCGGAUACUUUAUACUUACACCUUGGACCUAUUAUUAGAAAUCUUCCAGGACAAAGUGACCAUUACUGAUGUAUCAAAUAUACGACAUGAAUAAAAAAACAUGCAAAAAUAUUAAUUCAGAAAUACAUUUUGAAUCUGAAUUGUGCACCUCAAAAAAAA
Molecule: messenger RNA, 809 nt
Organism: Papaver somniferum (opium poppy)
Lineage: Eukaryota; Viridiplantae; Streptophyta; Magnoliopsida; Ranunculales; Papaveraceae
Product: S-norcoclaurine synthase 2-like
Exons: 2
Coding region: 115-606 (163 amino acids)
Biological process (GO): defense response; abscisic acid-activated signaling pathway
Cellular component (GO): nucleus; cytoplasm
Molecular function (GO): abscisic acid binding; signaling receptor activity; protein phosphatase inhibitor activity
Source: RefSeq, a predicted model, not a curated record